Spea bombifrons (plains spadefoot toad) is the source of this 4738-nucleotide messenger RNA. It is a transcript of the gene DNMT1, whose product is annotated as DNA methyltransferase 1. The transcript is spliced from 34 exons. Gene Ontology annotation, molecular function: DNA (cytosine-5-)-methyltransferase activity; zinc ion binding; chromatin binding. Gene Ontology annotation, cellular component: nucleus. The record is from RefSeq and is a predicted model, not a curated record. Lineage: Eukaryota; Metazoa; Chordata; Amphibia; Anura; Pelobatidae. Bases 50 to 4492 code for a protein of 1480 amino acids.
UUGUGCUGUAUUUUUCUUGUUGCCGGAGUCUGUUUCUUCCUCCUUCGCUAUGCCGGCUCAGGCCUCGCCAGUCUCCCUGCCAGCCGAUGUCAAAAAGCGGCUAAAGGCUUUGGAGCAAGAUGGCUUAUCUGAGAAGGAGUGCAUUAAACAGAAGCUUAGUUUGGUGCUUGGCUUUCUAGAAGCAGAUGCAAAAACCAAACUGAGUGAUCUGGAGAACAAGCUGAGCAGAGAGGAGCUGUCCGAGGAAGGAUACCUGACAAAGGUCAAGUCCCUUCUGUGCAAGGAACUAAACAUGAGCAACGGGGAUCUAAACGGGCAGGCGAAUGGUUCCACAAAUGGAACCUGUGGCAGUGAUGACGACGAUGUGGAGAUGUCAGAGUCUCCGACAGAAGAUCCCAAAGGCCGCAAAACGAGGAAAAGCAAAACAAAUGGAGAGAACAAAAAGUCUGCCCGUGCACGCCCUGCAAGAAGUGUUGGCAAGCAGGCGACCAUAAUGUCCAUGUUCUCCAAGGGGCCAAGCAAGAGAAAGUCAGAUGAUGUCAAUGGUGAAGUCAAAACAGAGGAUGAAGUGUCUGCAGAACCGGAGCAGGAGGAACAAGAUGAGAAAAGAAUAAAAACUGAAGCAAGUGAGAGUAACGGCUCUGCAACAAGCAAAACUCCAAAAGUGAAACCUGUGCAGCAACCUAAGACACCACCACCUAAGUGUCUGGACUGCAGGCAGUACCUGGAUGAUCCUGAUCUGAAGUUCUUCCAAGGGGACCCUGCAGAUGCUCUGGAUGAACCUGAAAUGCUCACAGAUGAGCGUCUGUCCCUCUUUGAUGCCAAUGAGGAUGGUUUUGAGAGCUAUGAAGAUCUCCCGCAGCACAAAGUUACAUGUUUUAGUGUGUAUGACAAAAGAGGGCAUCUGUGCCCCUUUGACUCUGGUCUUAUUGAGAAGAACAUCGAGCUGUAUUUCAGUGGUGUUGUGAAACCUAUAUAUGAUGACAGCCCUUCUCUGGAUGGUGGUGUACGAGCAAAGAAGCUGGGCCCAAUUAACGCUUGGUGGAUAACUGGCUUUGAUGGAGGUGAAAAAGCCUUAAUUGGCUUUACAACAGCAUUUGCCGACUACAUCUUGAUGGAUCCAAGCGAGGAAUACAGUGUUAUCUUCGCUCUGAUGCAGGAGAAGAUAUACAUGAGCAAGAUAGUGGUGGAAUUUCUGCAGAACAAUCCAGAUGUUACUUAUGAAGAUCUUCUGAACAAAAUUGAAACAACUGUACCACCUUCUGGCCUGAACUUCAACCGCUUCACAGAGGACUCCUUGUUGAGGCAUGCUCAGUUCGUGGUGGAGCAGGUGGAAAGCUAUGACGAGGCAGGAGACAGCGACGAGCAGCCGAUAAUUAUCACUCCCUGCAUGAGAGAUCUGAUCAAACUGGCUGGUGUCACCUUGGGUAAAAGACGUGCUGCAAGGAGACAAGCAAUAAAGCACCCCACAAAGAUUACAAAAGACAAGGGACCUACAAAGGCCACUACAACCAAAUUAGUGUAUCAGAUCUUCGACACUUUCUUCUCUGAACAAAUUGAAAAAGACGAAGAUAAAGAGAAUGCAAAGCGCAGGCGUUGUGGCGUUUGCGAGGUUUGUCAGCAGCCUGACUGUGGCAAGUGCAAAGCUUGCCAGGACAUGGUGAAGUUUGGAGGUAGUGGCAGGACUAAGCAAGCCUGUACCCAAAGGAGGUGUCCAAACCUGGCAGUGAAGGAGGCUGAUGAAGAUGAGGAGGUUGAUGAUAACAUUCCAGAAAUGCCUUCUCCAAAAAAGAUCCUCCAGGGACGAAAGAAGAAACAGGAGAAAAAGAACCGAAUCUCAUGGAUUGGAGAACCAGUCAAGGUUGAUGGAAAGAGGGAAUAUUACCAAAAAGUCUCAAUUGACUCAGAAGUCCUAGAAAUUGGAGACUGCGUCUCUGUGAGCCCUGAUAACCCCACAGAGCCUCUUUACUUGGCAAGGAUUACAUCCAUGUGGGAAGAUGCAGGCGGUCUUAUGUUCCAUGCACAUUGGUUUUGCCUUGGCACGGACACUGUCCUUGGGGCCACAUCUGAUCCCUUGGAGCUCUUCCUUGUAGAUGAAUGUGAGGAUAUGCAGCUCUCCUACAUACAUGGCAAGGUCAAGGUUAUCUAUAAAGCACCAUCUGAGGACUGGGCCAUGGAGGGAGGAAUGGACACAGAAAUCAAAGUUGUGGAGGAUGAUGGAAGCACGUACUUCUACCAGCUGUGGUAUGACCCAGAAUAUGCUCGUUUUGAGACUCCUCCGAACCCUCAACCCACUGAAGACAAUAAGUAUAAGUUCUGUGCUAGCUGUGCACGUCUAGCUGAAAUAAGACAGAGGGAGAUGCCAAGGGUGUUUGAUCCGCUGGAAGAUCUCGAAGACAGAGUUCUGUACAGUACAGCUGCAAAGAAUGGCAUCCAGUACAAAGCUGGCGAUGGAGUGUUCUUGCUUCCCGACGCAUUUUCAUUCAGUGUGAAGCUGGGUAGCCCUGUAAAGAGACCACAGAAGAAGGAAGAUGUGGAUGAAGACCUCUAUCCAGAAUACUACCGCAAGUCUUCAGACUACAUUAAAGGCAGCAACUUGGAUGCCCCGGAACCUUACCGACUCGGCCGAAUUAAGGAGAUAUUCUGCCACAAACGUAGCUCUGGCAAACCUAACGAGGCUGAUAUCAAACUUCGUAUAUACAAAUUCUACAGGCCUGAAAACACACACAAGGCUAUGAAGGCCAGUUACCAUGCAGACGUAAACCUUGUUUACUGGAGCGAUGAGGAAACCACUGUGUAUCUUAAAGACGUGCAAGGACGUUGUACUGUUGAGUACGGUGAAGAUCUGACAGAAUCCAUCCAAGAGUAUUCAGCAGGAGGUUCUGAUCGCUUCUACUUUUUAGAGGCCUAUAAUGCAAAGACUAAGAACUUUGAAGACCCUCCAAACCAUGCGCGCAGUGUCGUAGUCAAAGGGAAAGGAAAAGGCAAGGGAAAAGGCAAAGGCAAAUUACAGCCCACAAAAUCUGAAAAUGAUCAGCAAAACGCAGAUAAAGUACACAAGCUGCGAACGCUGGAUGUGUUCUCGGGCUGCGGUGGAUUGUCCGAGGGCUUUCAUCAAGCAGGUCUGUCUGAAACCAACUGGGCUAUUGAGAUGUGGGAUCCUGCUGCCCAAGCGUUCAGGUUAAACAACCCAGGAGCGACGGUGUUUACAGAAGACUGUAACGUCCUGCUGAAGCUGGUCAUGUCUGGGGAGAAGACAAAUUCCCUGGGACAGAGGCUGCCCCAGAAAGGGGAUGUAGAAAUGCUGUGCGGGGGACCACCGUGCCAAGGGUUUAGCGGCAUGAACAGGUUUAACUCCAGAACCUAUUCGAAGUUCAAGAACUCCCUGGUGGUUUCUUAUCUCAGUUAUUGUGAUUACUACCGGCCUAAAUUCUUCCUACUGGAAAAUGUGAGGAACUUCGUCUCCUUCAAAAGCUCCAUGGUACUGAAGUUAACACUUCGCUGCCUUGUAAGGAUGGGAUACCAGUGUACUUUUGGAGUACUUCAGGCUGGUCAAUACGGUGUCGCACAGACUCGUAGGAGAGCCAUUAUACUUGCUGCUGCCCCAGGAGAGAAGCUGCCGAUGUUCCCUGAGCCGUUGCAUGUCUUUGCGCCACGUGCCUGUCAGCUCAGUGUUGUGGUGGAUGAGAAGAAAUAUGUCAGCAAUAUUACCAGAACAAAUUCAAGCCUCUUCCGGACAAUCACCGUCCGGGAUACGAUGUCGGACCUUCCAGAAAUUCGGAACGGUGCAUCUGCUCUGGAGAUUUCUUACAACGGGGAACCGCAGUCCUGGUUUCAGAGGCAAAUCAGAGGUUCACAGUACCAACCAAUUCUCAGGGAUCAUAUAUGCAAGGAUAUGAGCGCUCUUGUAGCUGCCAGAAUGAGGCAUAUCCCUCUCGCCCCUGGCUCUGACUGGCGGGAUCUUCCCAACAUGGAAGUGCGUCUUACGGAUGGCACCACCACGCGGAAACUGCGUUAUAGUCACAAUGACAAGAAGAACGGCCGUAGUGGCAACGGAGCACUAAGGGGUGUCUGUUCCUGUGCUGCAGGUAAACCAUGCGAUCCCGCUGACCGGCAGUUUAACACACUCAUUCCCUGGUGUCUGCCUCACACCGGGAACAGACACAACCACUGGGCAGGACUGUAUGGAAGGCUUGAGUGGGAUGGCUUCUUCAGCACCACGGUGACAAAUCCUGAGCCCAUGGGCAAACAGGGUCGUGUUCUUCACCCAGAACAGCAUCGUGUUGUAAGUGUCAGGGAAUGUGCAAGAUCUCAAGGCUUUCCUGACACCUACAGGUUCUUUGGCAACAUCUUGGACAAGCACAGACAGGUCGGAAAUGCAGUCCCUCCUCCUCUAGCCAAAGCAAUUGCUUUAGAGAUAAAAUCAUGCAUUUCAAAGAUCAAGGAGGAAGAGACAGAGACUGUGAAGAAAGAAAAGAUGGAAAUGGAUUAACGCACUUAUCUCGAGUUCUACCUCCAUAAUGUUUGCUCCAUCCGUAUAUUUUAUCUUGCAUUGAUCUGCAAAUAUCAAAUUGAUAACACGGCGUCGGGCAUAAUGCCGGUAAAUCCCAUUGAUGCAUUGCAGUAUCUUAUCUAUUUUAAAUGAUUUUAUUGUACACUGUGCUGCUCUCUUCACUUUGUUGUUGUGGCAAUUAUGUAGUUUUUAUAUGUUUAAUAUUUGAAAUAAAAAAGUAUCUUG